This is a messenger RNA of Perkinsus marinus ATCC 50983, 2757 nucleotides long. RefSeq lists its product as hypothetical. The record is from RefSeq and is a predicted model, not a curated record. NCBI's taxonomy places the organism in Eukaryota, Perkinsozoa, Perkinsida, Perkinsidae. The coding region runs from base 1 to 2757 and encodes 918 amino acids. The transcript is spliced from 25 exons.
AUGGUUAAAGCAUUGAUACAUGGUGGUGGAUGUGCUUCCCAGGGUGGUAAAGUUGUAUAUAAAGAUAAGGAGAAAGGAUCCGGACUAUCCGACCAUCCGGACUGCUAUUCAUCAUCAUCUAGUCAUAAUACUUCCCAAGCUUCCCAUAUCCUAUAUGAUCCACAUAUCAACGGCAAUGUUGUAUGUGCACUUGCGGUUGUGAACUUCCACCCCUAUCAUGGUCCUUGUAUAGAGUAUGUGUAUAGUCCUGAAUUAACUGAAGAGGACUGUACAUCCUUAGUUGAAUUGAGUGAUAAUACAUCUAAUAGAAUAGGUUUAUCUACCUAUCCUAAUAUAGAUCCAUAUACCUCUAUAGAGUAUGAUAUAAGAUCACUUAAGACGGAUUUAGCAUCCAUACUACCAUGGAUACCAAUGUUAGCCCUACCUGAUGGUGCACAUAGUAAUACUAAGCCUGACUAUGUCUAUACAAUACUACCUGCAUAUUGUGGAGAGCUCAUGUAUGGUGUAUCCAUAUACUACCGUAUACCAGCUACACAAGUAUCACAUACUGAGGAGGACGACACGCUUAUUACAAGAGGCUACUUGCAGAAAGCUGUAAUGGUGAUAUCGAAAGCACCCUUCUUUGAUCCUAAUGAGUUAUAUCGUGGUAUUGAUAUCAUAUCUCUUAUUCGCAACUUAGGAGAUAAGAUAUGGUGGAUUGUGAAGGCAGUUAUGCUUGAGAGACGUGUUAUAGUGUAUUCAUCUAAGGCUAGAGUAGCAUCUAGUUGUAUAUUGGCAAUAUUAGCCUGUCUACCACCUGGACAGAACUAUCUACGUUAUAAUAGUCCUGGAUUUGGUAUUUCAUCAUAUACACUAGAACGGUAUGGUCUACCUUUAUCCAUCUUUAAUAAGAGAUGCCCAGUAUACACCUAUGUAUCAUUAGAGCUUAUGGACUAUCUAUAUCAAUGUCGAGGAUUCCUUAUUGGUACCAGUAAUUCCCUCUUACUAUCUCAUCGUAGUCUACAAGCUGAUCUUAUUGUGGAUAUGGAUAAGAGCACUGUAGUAAUUAGUACUAAGAAGGCUGGUAAGGAGUUAAACAAGAUGUUAAGACUAGAUAAAGGGGAGAAGAAAUUGAUGAAGACCAUACAUGGAUUUACUCAUGGAAUACCUCAUAUCCUACCUCCUCCUCCUACUACUACCAACCGUCCUCAUUUACCUCUAGCAUCAUAUACAACAGUGCAUGAUAACAAGAUGACUGAUGAUAUCAAUCUAGAUAAUCCUCCCUUAUCUAGAGAUCCAUUAUAUAAUGGUGCUCAGCAUCAUCAUCAUCAUCAACAGCAGCAGGUCUAUGAUAUACCUCUAUCAUUAGAACCAUCUAUUGGAACAACAGGAUUGGAACAACAAGAGGGUAUGGUUAAUGAUGAUACACAUGAUGAGCCUACUACCCAAAGUAUGUCAUCAUCAUCAUCUAGCCACAAUACAACUGAUGGAGAGGAGGUUACUGUAGAGGGAGAUAAUAUUGCAGAUGACCUGUCUGUUAUUAGUAAAGCUACUGAUGAUAUAAUAAGUAGUACUUGGAAUGAUAAUGAUCAUGCUCGUAAUCAGCAGCAGCAUCAGCAUGAUCGUAUACAGUCUACACCAUUUGCUAAUGAAUGGAGGGCUACUAGUAACUAUGCUAAGUGGCGAUCAAAUAAGAUGAUGAUGAUACCUAAUGAUAGUAAGCCAGGCAGGUGUGAGAUACGAUCAUGUGGGGCAGGAGGAAAAGGGUAUUGGCAUAUAAGAUGGGAUAAUGGUGAUGAGUAUAUUGGUGAAUUACUUGAUGGUAAACGUGAUGGUAGAGGAAGAUAUAUCUCCCCAUCACAUCACAUAAUAUAUGAUGGUAAUUGGAGUAAUGAUGUACGUAAAGGUUGGGGUGAACUAGUAUGCGAUGAUGGUGGAUAUAUAUAUGAUGGUGAAUGGAAAGAUGAUAAAAGGGAGGGUGAGGGUAGAAGUGCUCAUAAAGCUACUGGGGAAAAGUAUAGUGGCCACUUCUCUAAUAAUCGUUAUCAUGGUUAUGGAUGUUUAGUGGAUACCAAGAGGAACGUAUAUGAAGGGGAAUUCAGAUAUGGUAUGAAGGAGGGUGUUGGACGAUCAACUGAUGCUGAGGGGAAUACUUAUAUUGGAGAAUAUCAUCAUAAUAAGAGAUGUGGUAAUGGCCAAUUACGCUUUAGAACUGCGCCUAACUAUCCAUAUCCAAGAGUUUAUGUAGGAGACUUUAAGGAUGAUGUACCUAAUGGUAGUGGUACUUGUGUAUAUCUUAAUAAAUAUGAAUAUGAGGGAUCAUGGAUAUCUGGACAAAGGUGUGGUAGUGGUAUAUUAACAUGUGUUGAUGAAGGGGUUACUAUUGAGGGUGAAUGGUCCAAUGGUCGUUGUUGUAUAACACGGGUUCAAGUGGCAUACACUAAGCAAGGCUAUAUAUAUGCUGGUAUGUUGGAUGAGGAGGGGUAUGCUAUUGGGCAUGGUAUUUUGAAGGGACCCAAUCAAUACAUGCAUGAUGGAUGUUUUAAUAAGGGUUUACGAGAUGGUCAUGGUAUGGAGGUAUAUAAUGGAGUUACUAUCAAUGGUGUAUGGUCUAAAGGUAAACUUAUUCAUACAACACAAGAAGAUAAUGAUGGUGAUGGUGCAGAGCAGCAGCAUAUAGAAGCUAUUAGCAUCAUUACCAUCAAAAUACCAGAUAUUGUUAUUAAUGGUCAACUAUCUGAUACCUUUCCUCCACCAAUACCUCUUAUACCUGAAUGA